Messenger RNA from Strongylocentrotus purpuratus (purple sea urchin), 438 nucleotides. Its product is annotated as histone-lysine N-methyltransferase SMYD3-like. Bases 1 to 438 code for a protein of 145 amino acids. The record is from RefSeq and is a predicted model, not a curated record. Gene Ontology annotation, cellular component: nucleus. NCBI's taxonomy places the organism in Eukaryota, Metazoa, Echinodermata, Echinoidea, Camarodonta, Strongylocentrotidae. Gene Ontology annotation, molecular function: protein binding. The transcript has 4 exons.
AUGGCGAACCAUUCCUGUGAUUAUAACUGUGCAGGGGUGUUUGAUGGAAUGAAACUUCAACUCAGGACCAUUAAAGAUGUCAAAGAAGGAGAAGAGUGUACAAUCAGCUAUGUAGAUGUCAUCAACCCAGCUAAAGAGAGACAGGCUAAGCUGGAAGAGGAAUAUCACUUCACCUGCAAGUGUGUGAAAUGCGUUGAAGAAAUCAAUGCUUCGGGUCCAGUAGAUGAUGGUUCAGGUGAAUUAGAGCUCCAAGAUUGUGCCAAAGUGUUACAGCUCUGUGGACCCUACCUGAAGCCGAUGGACUCCUCUAGCAGUAUUCCAGUCAAUCAUUAUCUCCUGGUGAGGGUCAGACAUAGAGCACUUAUUGCAUACAUGGACUUACAAGAAUGGGAGAAAGCUGCUGAGAUUGGACAGCUGAUCACAGAGCAUUACAGGUAA